Messenger RNA from Penicillium bovifimosum, 2022 nucleotides. RefSeq names its product LCCL domain-containing protein. The transcript is spliced from 2 exons. Bases 1 to 2022 code for a protein of 673 amino acids. The record is from RefSeq and is a predicted model, not a curated record. NCBI's taxonomy places the organism in Eukaryota, Fungi, Ascomycota, Eurotiomycetes, Eurotiales, Aspergillaceae.
AUGCAGUCGCGACCGGAGUCUCCAGGGCAAGGACCUGCAAGAUCUCCCUCCCCGACCCCAGCCAAUCCGCCGACAUCCGACUAUCCCUUGCAGGAGAUCAAGACGCAUUACAAGGACGAUCAAGCACGCGACAGCGAUGAACUAAGCCGCGACUUAGAAUCGGGUGACGCGCCGCUCCUGCCCUCGGAUCAACCUGGCAUGGAGGACGUGAAGACGCGCGAGAAGUUCGUGCAAGAUCCGCCAUUUUCUUGUACGCCGACGGGAUUUUGUCGGUGGCUGCGCGGGCCGAAGCCGCCGCAUGUGUAUCAUAUUCAUCCUUGGUUUCCUCAAUUGCAGGCUGCGCCGGCGCGUCUGAUUGAUGAGAGAUUUCCCCGUAGGAGUUCGAAGAUUGCCCUGCUUUUUGGUGGCUUGGUCUUUUGGAUUGUUGUGUUCUUCUUGUGGUUGAAAGUUUCUGUCGCGGGCCAAGAUGUGCCGGGGUAUGGGCGGCCGGUUAAGCUUUCGUGUCACCAUCGAUUAUGGAGUAAUGGCACGAAUUGCGGACUAAAUGGUGAUCUUUGUCGUCCGUUCGAGGAUCAGUCCUUCGCUUUCCAAUGUCCGUCUGGCUGUGCGGCGGCGAUUCUUUUGGAGCCAUAUAUUGUUGGUGAUCAAGAACUCAACUAUCGCCCGUUAGUCGUGGGUGGUGGACCAUCGCAGCAAGACGGUCAGACUAGUGGUCUUUACCGUGGUGAUUCGUCAAUUUGCGCAUCGGCAUUGCAUGCGGGUCUCAUUGAUGAUGCAACGGGUGGAUGUGGCAUUCUGGAUCGCACGGGCGAGCAGAAGAACUUCCAAUCCGUCUCACAGAAUGGCAUCGAAAGUAUAGAGUUCCUCUCGAGCUUCCCGAUGUCGCUCCAACUCAGUAAGGACGCGACAUCCCCAGGCUCAGACGAGGCAAAGCCGAUCAAGUGCUCCGAUGCGCGCUGGUCGCUAUUCACAUUCACCUUGAUAUAUACCAUCUUGCUCUCAUUGGUUGUGACAUCGGCACCGGCGUAUUAUAGCAUGAUGUACUUCAUCGUCUGGUUCCAGGUGGCCAUGGCAUCCGAUCCACCCUCCAUGGGAAGCCUCUAUGACCUUGUCUCUAUAGCGCUGGGCCGCUUCCUUCCCGGCGCAUUUGUGGGGUUCGCGCUGUAUUAUUUCUGCGUUCGACACACGCUUAGAGAUCUGGAUGCGCACUGGGACAAGACUGUCCUGUGGCUGGGUGGCUGCUGGGUCGGCGCCCUGAACACAGACACUUUCGACCGCAUCCCUAUCUCCCGCCUCACGCCCCACGAUAUACAACAGCAGCCCGGUGCUCUGACAGCUCUUAUCAUCGUAGUCGGGACCCUUAUUGUGAUCGCUUUUGGUCAAGCACACUGCUUCCGUCGGGAGGGCCGGUUCUUCCCCACAAUAAGCAUCUACGGUGUCCUUGUUGCAGUCGUUCUCAUCCUUGUCGCCGUCCCGCACAUGAACCUACGCAUCCACCACUAUAUCCUGUCGCUCCUUUUCCUACCAGGAACAACCUUGCAGACGCGACCCAGCCUCCUCUACUCAGGCAUCCUCGUGGGUCUUUUCAUCAACGGCAUCGCCCGCUGGGGCUUUGACUCUAUACUCCAGACCCCUGGCGCCCUCCUUGAUGGUGCCAAACUCGGCACCGUUCCCCCAAAGAUAUAUCCCCCUUCUUUGACGGACACCGACAACCUCGUCUUUUCCUUCCCAGACCUCGAACCCCACGCCGACGGUCUCAGCGUCAUGGUCAACGAUGUCGUGCGAUAUCAGGCCUUCCGGCCUAAAGACGGCCAGCAUCUGCCUGAUUUCACUUGGUCCCGUACAUAUGACGACGAGUUGGAGUAUUUCCGGUUUGGCCUCGUACAUACUAAUGCUUUGGGUGGGCUUUGGUACGAAGACUUUUCGUUGCCCGCCGUUUGGGGCGUUGAUGGAAAUUUUGUUUUCCCUGAUCCUGAGAUUCCUAAUCCUGAGGGUUCCGAAGCCGGUUCCGAGUCCGCAUAG